AUGAUAAAGAACGUGGCUGCUAAAGCUUUUAUAGGCAAAAGAUCUUCUUUAGGCCACAGCGAAGUUCUUAGAGAUAUCGGAAUGAAGGAGCACGUCCACAAACUUUUAGACAGGUCUUCAGCUUUUACUAGAAUCCCUGGCUCCUUUGUGGAAGGUCUCAAGAAGUGUUCACACAUUUUAGAAAUGCAAAUUCCAAUCAAGCGUGACGACGGCUCUAUUGAUAUUUUUGAAGGAUUCAGGGCUCAUCAUUCCAUUCAUGCACUUCCCCUUAAAGGAGGAAUCAGGUUUAGUCCAGGUCUGAAGCUACAAGAUGUAGAAGCUGUUGCAGCUCUUAUGACAUUGAAGAUGGCUGUUGUAGACAUCCCUUAUGGAGGAGCCCAUGGAGGAGUUUCUGUUGAUCCAUCAAAACUUAGUAAAACAGAACUUGAACAGCUGACUCGCCAAUAUGCAAGAGAAUUGACAAAAUCUGGGUUUAUGGGACCAUCAAUUGAUGUUGCUGGGCCUGAUAUUGGAACUGAUACCACCACAAUGGCAUGGGUCAUGGACGAAUAUUCAAAACUAGCUCCAAAUGAUACUGAAGGGCUUGCAGUUGUCACUGGAAAGCCAGAAGCAUCAGGUGGGAUUGCUGGCAGAGUUGAAGCGACUGGUUUAGGAUUCUAUUAUGCUCUCCAACAAUUUUUAUCUGAUUUAGAACUUACUGAAACUUUAGGCCUUACCAACAAUUUAGAUAACAAAUCAUAUAUCAUUCAAGGCUUUGGAAAUGUAGGAUAUUAUAUUUCAAAAUUUGUCACUGAAAACGCAAAAGGAAAAGUAGUCGGGAUUUUAGAAAAAGACGGCGGCACAUACAACCCAGAUGGACUGGACAUUAAAGCUUUAAAAAAACACUUUGAUAGACAUCACACCCUCAAAGGUUUUGACGGCGGAGACACCUACUCCUACGCAGAAGAAAUCUUAUCAAAAGAGUGCGACAUUUUAGUCCCAGCAGCCUUAGAAAGGACUAUUAACUCUGAAAACAUGCACCUCCUCAAAUGCAAAAUUGUUGCAGAAGCUGCCAAUAUGCCAGUCACUCUUAAAGCUGAAGAAUUCUUGAACAACCGCGGAGUGGCUAUUUUACCAGAUAUUCUAAUGAACUCUGGAGGAGUCAUCACUUCAUACUUUGAAUAUGUGAAGAAUAUUGGCCACAUUAGCCCAGGUAAAUUAACAAAGAGAUGGGAAAUGAGGUCAAAUGAAGCCAUAUUAAAAUUCAUUGCAGGACUGCUCGACGUAGAACUCACACAUGGGGAACUUCAUGUUGCGUCUGAUUUGGAUAUCGUUAAUAAUGCUUUAGAAGACCUUAUGACAACUUCUGUCAAAUUAACGCAGAAAACUGCAAACAGAUUUGCUAUCAAUUAUAGAGAUGCAGCUUAUUUGAAUGCAAUAAACAGAAUAUAUGAAAACCUUAGAUAUAGCAGCUACUAUGCAGCAUAA
Blepharisma stoltei is the source of this 1467-nucleotide messenger RNA. The record is from the annotation of a GenBank genome assembly. Lineage: Eukaryota; Ciliophora; Heterotrichea; Heterotrichida; Blepharismidae.